Phanerochaete carnosa HHB-10118-sp is the source of this 1651-nucleotide messenger RNA. RefSeq lists its product as uncharacterized. The record is from RefSeq and is a predicted model, not a curated record. The transcript has 5 exons. Gene Ontology annotation, molecular function: mRNA binding. Gene Ontology annotation, cellular component: cytoplasmic stress granule. Bases 186 to 1463 code for a protein of 425 amino acids. Gene Ontology annotation, biological process: nuclear-transcribed mRNA catabolic process, nonsense-mediated decay; cytoplasmic stress granule assembly; regulation of mRNA stability. Lineage: Eukaryota; Fungi; Basidiomycota; Agaricomycetes; Polyporales; Phanerochaetaceae.
CGAGUCCGCUGUCUCUCUGACUGUUCUCUCGUCUCUGUCUCUUUUUCCUCUCUGUUUCUCUCUUCUCUCUUCUCUCUAUCUCUCGUCUCUGUCUCCUACUCUCUUCCCUUGUAUCGGACUUGCUCUGAUAUUUUUUCCCCAAUUCUCUGUUGCAUAACGAUUUUCGUAGUCUAUCUAUCAUCAUGAUGAGCCCAUUGUCACCGGCUGAGGCCCCGAGGCGGGCCCAUCUCUACGUCGGCAACUUGAGUCCUCGAGUGACCGAGUACAUGCUCACAGAAAUUUUCGCUGUCGCUGGCCCGGUCCAGCACGUCAAAAUCAUCCCCGACCGCAACUACCAGCACGGCGGCUUGAACUACGGCUUCGUCGAGUACAUGGACAUGCGCGCGGCCGAGACGGCACUUCAAACCCUCAACGGGCGUAAAAUCUUCGACACGGAGAUCCGUGUGAACUGGGCAUACCAGGGUCAGCAAAACAAGGAAGACACGACCGGCCAUUACCACGUUUUCGUCGGCGAUCUCAGCCCCGAGGUCAACGACGAAGUUCUCGCGAAGGCGUUCGCUGCCUUCGGCACCCUCUCCGACGCCCGAGUCAUGUGGGACAUGAACUCUGGCAAGUCCCGCGGCUACGGCUUCCUCGCCUUCAGGGACAAGACAGACGCAGAGCAGGCUAUCGCAACCAUGAACGGCGAGUGGCUCGGUUCGCGGGCCAUCCGCGUCAACUGGGCGAACCAGAAGACCCAGGGUGCUCCCCCUCCUCGUGCCGGCAACGGCGGCAACGGCAGCGACGGCGGUCACGGCGGUGGCGGUGCGCCUGCCCCAAUGAACUUCCAGGGCGGCCCGCUCUCGUACGAGUCCGUCGUCCAGCAGACCCCCGCGUACAAUUCGACCGUCUACGUCGGAAACCUCGUGCCGUACGCGACGCAGGCGGACCUCAUCCCGCUCUUCCAGUCGAUCGGCUACCUGUCCGAGAUCCGCAUGCAGGCCGACCGCGGAUUCGCCUUCGUCAAGCUCGACACGCACGAACAUGCCGCGAUGGCCAUCGUCCAGCUCCAAGGCCAGAUGGUCCACGGCCGCCCGAUCAAAUGCAGCUGGGGCAAGGACAGGGCGGACGGCGGCGCCCUGACCACGGGUGGCAUGAGCCCCACCCCUGCCGCCGCCCCUUACGGCAACAUGCCCAUGUACGGGAUGCCCCAGCCCAACUCCUACGGCCAGUAUGGCUUUGGUGCCUACGGUGGAGCCCCCGGCAGUGCUGCUCCUGGGAUGCCUAGCCCAUCCGGCGCCGCUGGUGCCAUCGGCAUGGGCGCUGCUGGCCAGGCUGGUGCGGCGGAUCCCGCUGCUGCUGGCCAAGCAGCUCAAGGCCAAUGGGGCAGCGCCGAUCCUAGCGCUUACUACAAUAACUACUGGGGCGGUUACUACGGGCAACAGCCCGCUGGACAGGGCGGCGAUGCUCAAGGUGCAGCUUGAAUUAUGCUUUACUAAUGCGAACAACUCUUGUUCGCCGUCGAAUGUAGCAUCCCUCUCCUUUAUCUGAUGUUUGCUCUACGCUUGUGCCAGUAUCAGUCGUCAGUUCGCGUGGUUCUGUAGUUCUGUUCUCACGGGCAUGCCAGGAUGCUCUAUAUUAUUCGAAUGUCACCACCGCUUUGCAAUACUGA